Dioscorea cayenensis subsp. rotundata (Guinea yam) is the source of this 1544-nucleotide messenger RNA. RefSeq names its product zinc finger CCCH domain-containing protein 7-like. The coding region runs from base 63 to 1544 and encodes 493 amino acids. Gene Ontology annotation, biological process: negative regulation of DNA-templated transcription. The record is from RefSeq and is a predicted model, not a curated record. The transcript has 5 exons. NCBI's taxonomy places the organism in Eukaryota, Viridiplantae, Streptophyta, Magnoliopsida, Dioscoreales, Dioscoreaceae. Gene Ontology annotation, cellular component: nucleus. Gene Ontology annotation, molecular function: RNA binding; metal ion binding.
UAUCCGGCCGUGUUCUCGGGGUUUUAAACUGGAAACGAGAAGCCUCGCCGGCGGUUUCCACCAUGGCGAGCUCCGAGCUUGGAGCUCGGAGUCCUUCUCCGAUGAAUGGUACUUCCUCAGCUUCGAGUCUUCUUUUCGGCCUUCCGAGGUCUCAUCUCGACAGCGCUACGUAUCGUUCUCUGGCGCGUAUUCUCUCUGUUUGCUUUGAUUCAUCAGGUCGAGAUUCUAACCCUAGUUUUGAUGGCUGUUUGGUUGCGGGAUCUUCCGGGAGUGGUGGUGAUGGUGAGGUGCGUGAGGGUGUUGUGCGGGAGAAUCCUAGGGCUGAUGAUGCGUCUAGUGAAAGGUUAGGGCAUAGGGAGAAUGAAAGUUUUGAUUUUUUGAAAAAGUUUGAGGGUGAUGGGUUUGUUAAUGCUGAGUUCCCGGAAGAAGUUGUUUCUGAUUGUACCGCUGAGUUGAUUGGUUUAAUUGAGAGGUCGCAAGGUAAUGGUGGCGAGAAUCCUAAUAGGGAUGAAUCCGAAAUUAGGGUUUUAAGCGCGGCGAAUGAAUUAGAACAGGAGAAGAAACAAGAAAAACAUAUUGGAAAUGAAUCCCUGGAGGUUUGUCCGAAUAAUGGCGAUGAUUUGGUUAUUGGGCAAGAUCAAUUGUUUCAUCAGUGUCCUCAUACUCAGUUGCAGUUUGAUGAUAAAAUUGAGAUAAAUUCUGGAUCGGAUGAGCUUGCUUUGGUUGAAAACAAGGUGGAAAAUUGUGAAUCAGCAGGAAGAUUUGGAGAAGAAGAAGAUGGUGGUAUGGAAGAAGGGGAAAUUUUGGUUGAUGUGGUGGAUCACCAUGCAGCUAUUGAGGCCGAGAAGUUGGAGGAAAAUUCAGUAGCUUCUACUAUAUCCAAUUGCACAGAGAAAAAAAUUGGAUCAACAAAUGGUAUACGCAAGGUAGAUGAUCCUAAUAUGAUGAUGGUUGAUAGAAAGGAGGAACCUCUGAGUUCAUCUGCAACUGAGUUUGUGAUCUCAGAACUUCAGAAGGUGAAAGGUGAUAAUAUUGACUCUGUUACCAGUGUUAACUUGCGAAGUGCAUGCACUGUAAAUGUUGGAUUGUAUGGCCAGGCCUUUGAGAAUUCAGAUAAUGAGGAUGAGGAAAACCAGUUGGAUGACAAGGUUGAUGAAGAUGUCAUGAAGAAGAGGAGAAGGACCUUGACCAAGGAGAGAAAAGAGAAGAAAAAGAAAGCGAAGAAAAGGAAACGAGCACAGAUAGAAAGAGAGCAAGGAGUCAAGAGAUUAAAGCUGCAAUUGGUGGCAAAGCCAAAACCAGUGAGAUAUUGUGAGUUUUAUUUGAAGGGGAGAUGCCAAAAGGGAGAUGCGUGUAAAUUUUCCCAUGAAGCUACUCCUUUGACCAAGUCUCAGCCAUGUAAGUAUUUUGCGUGUAAUACUUGCUUAAAAGGGGAUGAUUGUCCAUUUGAUCAUGAACUCUCCAAGUAUCCUUGUCACAACUUCCAGUCCAAAGGCAUGUGUCUCCGAGGAGAUAAUUGCAAAUUUUUCUCACAAGGUACCUAA